AUGAUCAAAGAUGAUGAUGAAAAGCUCAGGCUUGACGAACUCAUUUAUACGGCGAAUGCGUCGACUAGUGAAGUGAGCAACACAAAGGAUGCUAACUAUUUACAAAAAAUGAAAUUAUAUGAGCCAAAGGAGGAAAAUGAUGCUCACAGCAGGGAUCAAAGGAAAAUUGAGGAAAAGAUCAUGUUUUCAGAGGAAGCUCCUCAGCCUAUUAAGGUGAAACAAGUUCAAGAGAAUGCGAAGUCUCGCUCCAAAAAUCGGUUUUUGGAGCUUUCCACGGACUUCGAUGAUGGCGAGUUGAAUAAUAGUCAGAUUGUUAUCAAGUCCAUCUACAAGCCUCAACGUACUAAUUUUUUUACUCGAAUAACUGGAGGUACUUUUAAUGCAUCGACUAAGCGAAAAUACGCUCCUUCCGACAUUUCGGAAAUUAUUGCAGCUGAAGAUAUGGAGAAUACAAACCUGUCUGAAAAGACAAACGGGGAAGAUGAGAUUGAAUCAAUUGGUCCUUCUUCAUUGAAGGAUCAAAAACAACAUUUGGAGGAAAAUAGUGUGUCAUCUGAAGAGGAGGAUGACAUUUCAGUGUCUAUUGACGGCUCUACACUCAUAAGUGGUCAAGCAGUACGUGAGCAUCGACCUCUUGCUGCAGAAGAUGAGAUUAUCUCAGAAGUGGUUAUUCACUCCGGUGAUAGCGAACCUGGAUUUGCAACGCUUAAUCCUGUUAUCGGUCUUGAUCAUGGCGCAUUUGUGGCUCCAGCAUCUUCGGGAGUUUCGAUCAAAAAGACAAGCCCUAUUCUUGUAGAAAUUCCUGUCGCUGAGAAAAAAGAUACCGACCGGGAUCAAUUUCUACUGAUAGUUCAUGUGCUUGGAGCAACUGGGCUCCCGAAAGUUGAAAAAUUCGGAACACAGUCUUGUUAUCUCGAAAUGAUGAUGUUUGACAGCUCAGCUAUGCAUGGCAGUACUUCUCCUUCCAGUUGGACUUCAAACUUGCUGCGAACGGAGUUACACAAAAAAUGUGGCAGCGAGGCUCAAUGGAAUCAACAAUUUAGCACACCCUUGCACUCGAAAGACGCGCAGCUUCUUCAUGUGAGAGUGAAAACUGAUAACAAAAUCUUGGUGGGCGAAACAAAUAUAUCUUUGGUCAAUGUGGGAGAACUUUUUUAUGACCAACAUUACUUUUUGUUUCGGAAUGACGAAAUUAAAGAUAGCAAAGGUGACUUAGGACUUGUUGCUGCUGGAAAAGUUCAUCUUCAGCUGAAAAUUUUAAACACGCUGUCGAUGCCCACUGCAGGGAUUCCUAUUUUGCAAUUAUCUAAUAUAUCGAAUCAGCAGAUCAGCCGGUCAAGUAUAAUAAGCGCAAAGUCAAUACCUGCCGUUCUUCUAAAUGGGAGCCUCUUUUAUAAAAUUCCUUAUCACACACGCAGCAUCAUUGGUCGUCAUAUUGAACCCCGUCGUCAAUGGGUUGCUGUGAGAAGAGCUAUGGACCCACCACACAUACAAAUAACCUGGGGAGACCCAACGCUGUCAGGGGUUACCGCAAGAAAAAAUCUGCGCUCUCUAGAUUUAGCUCUGGUGACAGAAAUUUGUGAAGGUCACAAAACUGCCGCUUUCACAGCUCAAUCUGAAAGCAGUGUGGCGAAAGAAGAAGAAAAAUGUUUUUCACUGAUGAUGCAAGCCAGAACGCUUGAUUUAGUGGCCGCCAGCAAAGAGGAAGCACGAAUUUGGAUUUCUAGUCUUCGUGAGCUUAUAUCCGCAUCCGGUUCAUCGAACGAUGCUAGCUUAGCGUCAGCGCGCACGAUCGAAGGCUUCAAAAAAUCUGCAAUCAUAUCUAAAGGACGAGACGGUAACGUAAGUGGCAAAUUGAUUGCUGCACCUACAAAUAAGCGCAUGUUAGCAGGUUGGAGAAAUCGAAUUUUUGACCUUGCUCGCAAUGACCGACUCGACGAAAUUUUGGAAUGUCUAGAAGAUGGGUGUCCUAUUGACCUGCUUGAAGGUGGGACCGGCGAUACGUUGUUAAUACUGGCCUGUCGAAGAGGAGAUGCUGAGCUGGUGGAGCUGUGUCUGUCACGGAGAGCACGAAAUGACCCUCACCCAGAGUUUGGGGAAACAGCUUUACAAGUCGCAGUGAACUCUUCACAAGCUCACUGCGUCGGACUCCUUCUUUCGACAGCUGCAAAAAGUGACAUGGACUCGGAGAUCGUAAAUCACAUCGAUUCUAACAACGACGCGCCACUACACGUAGCUGCACGCCACGGGGACUUAGCGUGCUUGCAACUGUUGCUCCACCAUGGUGCUGAUAUUUGUGUCGUAGAGGAAUUGGGUCGUACUCCAUUGCAUUGUGCGGUAGCAAAUGGAAAUUUGGAAUGUGUGGCAUACUUUCUGGAUGUUGGUGGGGACUCUGUCUUGAACUCAGGAGACCACGACGGUGAGACAGCAUUACAUUAUGCAGCGCGAUCAGGAAACGAGGCUAUGGUUACACUGUUGUUAGAAAGUGCAGCUAAUGUUCACGCUUACAAUGUGCAGGGUGAAAGUGCAUACGAUGUAGCGGUCCGCGAACAGCAGCGGCAAUGCGCCGAACUUAUUUCAAAAUAUUCGAAUUUGAGUGAAAAAGUUCAUUGCGCUUCUGCCACUCGCAACGAAUCGGCAUCAACGCUGCUCAAGCGAUCACCAACAUGCGCUCAUACUGAAACUGCAGUACAACACAAAGGGGUAAAAUACGAACAUGAGAUACGAUCAGCAAUGCAUCGAUCGUUUGAUGUUGCUUCGCAUGAAAAUUUUACAAGUCAGCUGCCAUUAUCUCCUAGUGAGCGUGUUCGAGAUGCUUUAAGGAGGAAAAGUCAUGCAGGCUUGUUAACACCAAGAAGACUAUCGCAGUCGUGGUCUGAUGGUGCUCAUUCCUCGUACAACGAGCAAUGCGUAGAACAGUCUCCACGCAAUCAUUCUCAACCCUACAAACAAAACGUAGUUCAAAGUGAUCAGCACUAUGAGCCCUGGAGUUAUUAUCGGGAAAAUAGUCGCUUAUCUCAGUAUAGCACGCAAACAGGAGUUUUAGAAUGUGCGCAGCCAUCGCAAGCUUACUGUUCGCUGAGUACACCGAUGCCUGGUGUUCAUAAGAGCAUGAUCUCAUUUCGUCAGCAUAUUCCGCAUUCACAGGAAGAUUCGCAUUGGGACACACUUUACACUGAAGACGGUUACCCGUACUAUGUGAAUAAAUUUACUAGUGUAUCGCAAUGGGAAAAUCCUUUUGAAGAUAACACUCAAGGUGGCUACGUGUCCCGAGAAACGCUUUUGAAUACAGGAGUAGACACAUUCGCUCCAGAUGCAAUCAUACGGCUACGUUUAGCGGAAGCUCGAAAGCGAAAUUCUCAGCCAGCUCCUCUGUCCCUUGACAGCUCCUUGACAGCUUACCGAGAAACACCCGCCGUAGAAAAAUCGCUACCAGCUGCAAUACACCUCACUGAAGUAAGAGGCUACAAAGGACAAGCCGAUGAGGAGGGUAGGCAAGCAACCAUAUAUCCUGUAGAACUGCUUUCAUCAGAUAGAGAGACGCAGGUUACUCCUGUCAAUACUGAGGCAAUCAUUACGCAAAGACAACAGGAAAUGUCGCUUUCCGAGCCGUCAAAGUAUGAGGCUCGAACAGGUUUGAAGAUUUCGGUAGAUGUAGCGGCCCCUGUAGCCCAAGAUGUAUCUCGACCUGUGCUAGUCCCAUCACCUCGUUCAAUAAGCCCAACCAAGAAAUUUCUGGAAGAAGCCAACGAUGAUAAUGUUAGCAGCUCUUUUGAAAAGUCACGAGCAUCUUCUCCACGAGGUCGGUCCAAGAAUAUUCAGAUAAUCGAGCCAAAACGUGCAAACAACCUUGCACUCGCGCUUACAAGUUUUAAAAUACAUGAUCACUACGAGCAGAUCGUAGAUGACAUCGUAACAAUGGAUGAACGUGUAGUGAAUGCAGCAUUGUUGGGAUGCCUUCAACGAUUUUUCCCGACUGAAAAAGAGAAGCAUGCUCUGCAGAAUUUCCAAGGAUCGGUGAAUACCCUUGGCAAAGCAGAGCGCUUUUUUUGCUUGUUGUUUCAGAUUUCUGGAAUGCAGGAACGCAUCGACAUGUUUUUAUACAAGAUCGAAUUUGAUCGUGUGCGCACAACCUUGUUAACUCGAAUUCUUGUCGUAAAGCGAGCUUGUCGGGAUCUUGUAGAAAAUUAUUCGCUUAUCCAGGCGCUGGAACGGUUUUUUAAAAAGCAGAGCCUCAUUUCGUUCUCGAUCUUCGAAGAUAAUAAAUCGAUGUUUCAAUCGACAUUCCUUUCCGAAGUGGACGAAAAGUUGAAUUCGUUUCGAGGUGAUCUUGAAAAAGCAAUGUGCGUGGAGUUAGUGGAUUUGCAACUGCAGCUUAAUCGCUUCGUGGCUGGUAUUCGACCCAUCCAGUCAUUUAUAAACAAAAGUCCAUCAGGUUCGGCUCCAUCAGAAUUACGUGACGGCAAGGCCCGGGAUAUUUUGCAACGCUUUCUCGCGGAGGUACGAACUCAACUUAUUGAAGUUGAACUUGAGUUUGAGUCCAUGGAAAAUUGGGGAGACAAGCUGCUGGCUGUGUUUGGAGAGAGCAAGGCGACAUGCAAAAUCUCGACAAUCAUGCGAGCUAUUGUUGAGCUUUUGUAA
Plasmopara halstedii is the source of this 4641-nucleotide messenger RNA. RefSeq names its product Ankyrin. Gene Ontology annotation, molecular function: protein binding. NCBI's taxonomy places the organism in Eukaryota, Oomycota, Peronosporomycetes, Peronosporales, Peronosporaceae. The record is from RefSeq and is a predicted model, not a curated record. The transcript is spliced from 4 exons. The coding region runs from base 1 to 4641 and encodes 1546 amino acids.